This is a messenger RNA of Prorocentrum cordatum, 3279 nucleotides long. The record is from the annotation of a GenBank genome assembly. NCBI's taxonomy places the organism in Eukaryota, Dinophyceae, Prorocentrales, Prorocentraceae.
AUGCUAUCCCUACCUGGUGUCGCGACGGACUCGUCUAUUGAACCUGCGGAGCAGAGCGAGGAGUUAGUCAGCGAUGUCUGCCGCGACAUCAAGUCUUUGGACAUCGCCAAGCGGAACCUCACGCUGACUGUCACCGCGUUGAAACGGUUGGUCAUGUUGGUCACCGCCCUCGAGCAGCUGCGCACGCAGGCCUCCUGCCGCCAGUACGACGAGGCCGCUGGCCUCAUCCACGCCGUCGAGGAGCUGGCCGGCCACUUCUUGGAGCUCCGGCACGUGGCGCGGGUGGCGGACCUGCUGGAGCGCAAGGCGGGCGUCCUGGGCGACCUCCGCCAGCAGCUCCUGGACGACUACGCCUCGCUGCUCGGCGGCGCGGCGCGGCAGGACCUCCCCGAGGGUUGGGGCGCCGCGGCGGCCAGCUGCGUGGACGCCUUGGGGCCGUCCAUGCGCCGGGAGGUGGUGACGCAGUUCUGCCUGCGGAUCCUGGAGGACUACAAGGAGAUCUUCCAGCCUCCGAAGGAGGCGUCCCAGCUGGAGACCGCGGAGCGGCGCUACGCCUGGCUCAAGCGGGCCGUUCGGGACUACGAGGAGAGGCACGCGCACACGUUCCCCUCCGAGUGGCGGGUCCAGUGCGGCCUCUGCAUGCAUUUCUGCCACGUCACGCGGCAGCACCUCGUGGAGGUGCUGAGCAUGACGUCCCACAUGGUGGACCCGGAGCUCAUGGUGCGGGUGCUCCGCAAGUCCAUCGACUUCGAGAACGAGCUGGCGAGGAAGUACCCCGCCGACGAGAGGCCCGCCCCUGCAGAGAAGUCCGGCGCGGCGAGCACCGCAGGCCUGGGCCUCAAGUACCCGGACGCGAUGGGCAAGGCGCGGCCGGCCGCGGUGGCCGACGACGGCGAGGACGCCGAGUUCGCCCCGCGGUUCAAGGGCAUCAUCAGCGAGUGCUUCGACGCCUACCUCGGCACCUGGGUGCGCCACGAGGAGCGCCAGCUGCUCGAGGAGAUGUCGCGGGGCACGGCCCCAGGGGCGGACGAGGUGAUCGAGCAGGGCGGCGGCGACGAGGAAGACGACGAUGGCAGCUUCGAGCCGAAACUCCUCUACAAAUCCGCCACCACACUGUUCGCCUCCAUGAAGGGCAGCAUGACGAAAUGCGCGGGCUUCUCCACCCACAACACCCUCUUCGACGUUUUCCAGGUGUUCCGAAAGGCCAUGUCGCAGUACACCGACCGGCUGGAGAAGCAGCUCCCGAAGGUGACCAGUGCGCCCCUGGAGGCGAGGGACGUGCAGAGGGUGUGCUGCGUGAUCGGCACUGCGGAGUACUGCGACGAGACGCUGCCCCAGCUGGCCGACUCCCUCCUGCAGGUGAUCGAUCCAUCCUUCGAAGAGAAGGUGACGUUCACGGCGGAGCAGGACGGCCUCCACCAGUUGAUGAAUCGCGCCAACGAGACGUUGGUUCUGUCUGUCGGCUGCAGUCUAGACGAGGCCUUCUCGAAGAUGACGCGCACUGCAUGGGCAUCGUUCUCGCAGGACGUGGGGGACCACAGCCCGUAUGUGGGCGACAUCUCCGAGAGGCUGCCGAAGCAGCUCGGACCGGAGCUAGACGCCUGCGGGACGCCGCGGAUUGUGGCGCUUCUCCGCGUCGCGCUGUACAAUCCCUUCUCGGUCUUGGAAUCCCAGAGGCAAGGGUUCUUGGGCGACCUAGAGAGAGCGAUGGUGGAGCAUGAGCAAGUCAUGCGGCAGCAGUUGCGAAGAGGGGGGCUGGACCAGGCGUGGCAGAGCUGGAUCGACACGGUACGCACGACUGGCAGAGUACAUGUCGCACAGGGGCCCAAAGAGGUGGAUCCCACAGUCACGGCCCUACGAGAGCGGCGACUUGCGUUGGUUCGAUUGCGACUUGCGGAACAGAAUUCCGAGACAUGGGAGAAGCACAGGGACUUCGACGAGUUGUGCAUUGGCCACUUCUAUGGUAUACAGCGCGUAGCAAAUUCGAAUCACACGCGCGACAUGUCGAAUGCCUCCGCCUCGGCGACGGCGCGAGCUAGGGGCCACGUGGCGGAGGCGGCGCUUUCUGCCAAUUGGCCGCUCGUGUCCCCGUGGGUCCAAGCACAGCAGAUGGGCGGAGUUUUGGCUAAGUAUCUCAGGGUGCUGGAGCGCGGCGAAGCUACGGGCUGGUCAGGCGAGCACCCGCGCUCGUCUGCGAAUCCGACGCUCGGGCAGAAGUGGUGCCUGAUACCGAUCCGCUUCGAGCAGGCGGCCCGGCGCUUCGGGCCUGCGCAACAGAUGGCCGAGGACGCUGUCGCGCACCCGCAAGUGAUCGGUCCGUGGGACGCGGGCGCGGUGAACUUAAUCCACUGUGCUACGCUGUCCUGGCGAACGUCUGCCCACGGUGCCGCGCGGCGUUUGUGCACCCAAGGGGGCGACGGCGACGAGAGGAAGGACACCUUCAAACGACAGGUCAGGCGCAGGGAGGGGCGGCAACCCGCGCCGAAGAGUUGCGCGGGCGCCGGCGCCAACAACAAAUCCCUGCGCGCGCUGGCGAUGAACAUGUUGCUGCCGCUCGCCCAGACCAGACGGAGCAUGGAAGGCGUGCUCUUCGACGUGCUGAUCGUUCCAGCGGACCCUCCAGAUGCGCUGAAGACGGAGGAACACGGCGCGGCCUACAACGACCAGGUCCAGUCCAAGGGUAAGGGCCACGGGCUGGGAGCGCCCCGCCUGCCCGCGUUCGGGGGGCUGCUGGAGGCGAUCUCGCUGGGGCAGCAAAGCAUAGGCAAGCGGAACUUCGACAGGCAUCAGGAGUUCAAGCAGCGUCUCGCGACGCUGGGAUACGACGAGCAGGUGCACAUCAUUCGCUUUGCCAAAGUGGGCAAGUGCUACGACCGGGGCAAGCGCGGGAUCACCUUAUGCGUUGGGGAGCACCGCAAGGAGCUGAUCGUGCUCUACAGCCACUUGGAGAUCGCCAUCGGUCGCGGGGGAAACGACGUCGGCCGAUCCGACAUCGGGGAGGAGGAUUUCGCCGAUGAGAAUUUCUGCGCAAUCUUCGGGAUCACAGAUGCCAAUGAAGAUGAUUUCGCCGAGGAGUUUUUCCCCUGGCACCCCAAGCAGGAGCGAUUCGCCCGCGAGGUUUUCUUCGAGAGCCACGGCGGCACAAAGGGCGAGGGGGAGAGUGUCGCCGCCGAGGUUUUCUCCAGGAUCGAAAGGGUCGCAGAUGCCGACGAGGAGCGUUUCGACUUCAUGUUUCUUCGAAAAUAUGACCCGAGGUGCCGCGAUGUCGGAGAGCUCUGA